Messenger RNA from Amphibalanus amphitrite, 1084 nucleotides. Its product is annotated as ferritin-1, chloroplastic-like. Gene Ontology annotation, molecular function: ferric iron binding. The transcript is spliced from 6 exons. Bases 234 to 899 code for a protein of 221 amino acids. The record is from RefSeq and is a predicted model, not a curated record. Lineage: Eukaryota; Metazoa; Arthropoda; Thecostraca; Balanomorpha; Balanidae.
GGGCGGCCGCGGCCAGAUAGAGCCGGCCGAGCCGCGUUAGUACGUCGGUCGAGCAUUCCCAGAGCGGACUCUCGCCGCGCAGAGCAGCGCCCGCCGCACAGAGCAGAGCCCGGACUGCAGCCAGCCCCCGCCGGACAUACAGAAGGUGCGACCCCACAGCUGUCAGGAUGCGCGUGCUGAGCUGAUCCCUCCCGGGUUCCCUGUCCCUCAGGUGCGACCCCACAGCUGUCAGGAUGCGCGUGCUGCUGCUGACCCUGCUGGUCGGAGGCGCCCUGGCCUGCCAGAACCGCCUGGACACGGUGGUGCAGGAGGCCAUCGGAGGCGCCACAGACCUGUCCACAUCCGUGCACGAUGACUGCAACAGUGACGUGGGAACCUUCCUGGCCGCACACGCGCCCAACUACAAGCACGUGCUCAGGAAGUCCCUGUCGCUCUCCCUCAAGUACCUGGCCAUUUCCAGCCACUUCGGCAGCGACCUGAACCACCGCCUCGGCUUCAAGAAGCUGUUCCGUGAGGCCUCCGACCAGCGCUUCGACCAGGCCAUCGACAUGAUCAAGUAUGUCAUCAAGCGCGGAGGCAACGUCAAGGAGCACUUGAACGUGAAGGUCACUGCAGCGCCGCUGAGGCCCCAGGCGCUGUCGUCGCUCGGCCUCGCGCUGGCUGACGCCAAGGACAUGUACGCCGAGCAGGCGCGGCUGCACAGCGCGGCGCUCUGCCUCAGCCCCAGCGCCGUCGGCUGCUCCGUGGACGCCGACCUGGCGCACCAGUCGCAGGACGCCAUCGAGUCCGAGGUGGAGCGUGUCAACGAGCUGGCCAGCAAGGCCAACCAGCUGGCGGCCAUGUUCACCAGCACCGAGUACAGUCUCGCCGAGCACCUGUUCGACCAGCACCUGCUCUAGGGCGCCCCUGGCGGCGGAAGGACGAAGCUGUGUAUCCGGCCGUCGACACCGGGCGGCGCUGUGACGGUCGGCGGCUGACAGCGGACGGCGGGCGGAACGCGGUGUUCUCUGUUUGGAAGUGUCUUUGUGCCGUGAUCGCUAUCGACUACUGAUGUUGGUGAAAUAAUACACUCGGCCAACCCUGA